GAAAGAUAGUUCAUUCUAAUAUCACUGCCACUUGAGGUCAACAGUUUCCUGGUCAGUGAUUUUCGCUGUGAUUCUAUUUAAAAAAAAGGCAUCUUUUGGUUUCAUAUAAAGAGCAUAAGAUGCAGUCGGAGGAUGCACGCUAUCUGAAACGGAAAGUGAAGGGUGGUAGCCUGGACGUGCACCCUACAGAGAAAGCCCUGGUUGUUCAGUAUGAGGUGGAGGCGACCAUCCUUGGAGAGACCGGAGACGAGAUGCUGGGAGACCGCAAGAAGUGUCAGAAGAUUAUUCGUCUGAAGAGCCUGAAUACGAACACAGACGUUGCAGCCCUGGCCCGUAAGGUGGUUGAGGAGUGUAAACUCAUCCAUCCCUCCAAGCUGUCAGAGGUGGAGCAGCUGCUCUUCUAUCUACAGAACCGCAAGAAGGCCAGCGGGAAAGCAGAGAAGAGAGUGGUGAAACCUAGAGACCUAACUCCAUUUGAAGGAAUGGAGAUAGAUGAGGAGGCUAACAUCAACAAGGUGGAAGAGUAUGUAGAGCUGCUGUAUGAAGGUAUGGAGGAGAAGGUGAAAGGGGCUACACUCAUCCUACACCUGGCCAGGAACCCUGUCAACCUGGAGGAACUACUAGAGAAUGAAACGGCUCUAGGAGCCCUGGCCAGAGUGCUGCGGGAGGACUGGAAGCAGAGUGUUGAGCUUGCCACCACCAUCAUCUAUGUUUUCUUCUGCUUCUCCAGUUUCUCCCAGUUCCAUGGGCUGGUGACCCACUAUAAAAUCGGAGCUCUGUGUAUGAAUGUCAUGGAACACGAACUGAAGAGAUACGACCUCUGGCAGGACGAACUGCAGAAGAAGACCAGGACAUGUGAAGACGACCCUGACAACCAGGCCUUGAGGAAGGAACAUGAGAAGGCCUUUAAGAAGUACCAGGGACUACUGGUGAAACAGGAGCAGCUGCUGAGAGUUGCUCUAUACCUGUUGUUGAACCUGGCUGAGGACACCAGGACAGAGCUGAAGAUGAGAAACAAGAACAUCGUCCACAUGCUGGUGAAGACCCUGGACCGGGAGAACGAGGAACUACUGGUGCUGGUGGUGUCCUUCCUCAAGAAACUCAGCAUCUUCCUGGAGAACAAGAACGAUAUGGCGGAGGUGGACACCGUAGAGCGUUUGUCUCGUUUAGUCCCGUGUGAACAUGAAGACCUGCUGAACAUCACGCUGCGUCUCCUCCUCAACCUCUCCUUUGACACCGGGCUACGCAUCAAGAUGGUGCAGGUCGGCUUGCUGCCCAAACUCACCUCCCUGCUGGGUGACGAGAACCACAAGCAGAUGGCCAUGUGUAUCCUGUACCACAUCAGUGUUGAUGACAGGUUCAAGUCCAUGUUCGCCUACACCGACUGCAUCCCACAGUUGAUGAAGAUGUUGUUUGAGCACGGUGAGGAGAGGAUCGAUGCUGAGCUCAUCUCCUUCUGUAUUAACCUGGCAGCUAACAAGAAGAACGCUCAGCUCAUCUGUGAAGGUAAUGGUCUGAAGAUGUUGAUGAAGAGAGCUCUGAAGCUGAAGGAUCCUUUACUUAUGAAGAUGAUACGAAACAUCUCUCAACACGACGGACCACCCAAACACCUCUUCAUCGACUAUGUAGGAGACCUGGCAGCCCAGAUCACUCCUGAUGAAAACGAAGAGUAUGUGAUCGAGUGUCUGGGGACCCUGGCUAACCUCACUAUCGCUGAUCUGGACUGGGAACUGGUGCUGAAGGAGUACAACCUGGUACCUUACUUUAAAGAUAGGCUCAAACCAGGCUCUGCAGAGGAUGACCUGAUACUAGAGGUGGUGAUCAUGAUUGGGACGGUGUCCAUGGACGACAGCUGUGCCGCCAUGUUGGCCAAGUCUGGCAUCAUCCCUGCUAUCAUAGAACUACUCAACGCCCAACAGGAGGACGAUGAGUUUGUGUGUCAGAUCGUCUAUGUGUUUUACCAGAUGGUGUUUCACCAGGCUACCAGGGAGGUCAUCAUUAAAGAGACACAGGCUCCGGCGUACCUUAUCGACCUGAUGCACGACAAGAAUGCUGAGAUACGCAAGGUCUGUGACAACACUCUGGACAUAAUCGCUGAGUAUGAUGAGGAGUGGGGGAGGAAGACUCAGAGAGAGAAGUUCCGAUGGCAUAACUCUCAAUGGUUGGAGAUGGUGGAGAGUAGGCAGAUGGAGGAGGGAGAGCCCUUCAUGUACGGAGAGGAUGGAGAGAUGGACAGACCUGACCUCUUCUACAGCACGGACGGGAUCACCCCUGCGUCAGGAGCGGUCAGUCCAGACUUCUUCAGUGAUCCCUACGCACAGAAUGGAGACGGACAACACGGUGGAGGAGCUGAUGGGUUUGACCUGACCACGGGGACAUCGAGCCGACCGGCCACCGGCUUCGGCUUCAGACCAGACGAGCAGUUCUACGACUACACUUCUUCCAGAUAAACCUUCCCUUUCACAUAGUCUGACCAAUCACCAUCCACUAUAAACACUGACCAAUCCCCUUCACAAAGUCUGACCAAUCACCAUCCACUAUGAACACUGACCAAUCCCCCUUCACAUAGUCGGCCAAUCACCAUCCUCUAUGAACACUGACCAAUCCCCAUCCACAUUGUCUGACCAAUCACCAUCCACUACGAACACUGACCAAUCCCCAUCCACAUCCACAUAGUCUGACCAAUCACCAUCCACUAUGAACACUGACCAACCCCCAUCAACACUUAACACUGACCAACCCCCAUUCACUAUGAACACUGACCAAUCCCCAUCCACAUAGUCUGACCAAUCACCAUCCACUAUAAACACUGACCAAUCCCCAUCCACAUAGUCUGACCAAUCACCAUCGACUAUGAACACUGACCAAUCCCCAUCCACAUAGUCUGACCAAUCCCCAUUAACACCAUCCACAUAGUCUGACCAAUCACCAUCCACAUAGUCUGACCAACCCUCAUCAACACUUAACACUGACCGACCCCCAUCAACACUUAACACUGACCAACCCCCAUUCACUAUGAACACUGACCAAUCCCCAUUCACUAUGAACACUGACCAACACCCAUUCACUUUGAACACUGACCAACCCCCAUUCACUAUGAACACUGACCAACCCCCAUUCACUAUGAACACUGACCAACCCCCAUUCACUAUGAACACUGACCAACCCCCAUUCAUUAUGAACACUGACCAACCCCCAUUCACUAUGAACACUGACCAACCCCCAUUCGCUAUGAACACUGACCAACCCCCAUUCACUAUGAACACUGACCAACCCCCAUUCACUAUGAACACUGACCAACCCCCAUUCACUAUGAACACUGACCAACCCCCAUUCAUUAUGAACACUGACCAACCCCCAUUCACUAUGAACACUGACCAACCCCCAUUCACUAUGAACACUGACCAAUCCCCAUUCACUAUGAACACUGACCAACACCCAUUCACUAUGAACACUGACCAACACCCAUUCACUAUGAACACUGACCAACACCCAUUCACUAUGAACACUGACCAACCCCCAUUCAUUAUGAACACUGACCAACCCCCAUUCAUUAUGAACACUGACCAAUCCCCAUUCAUUAUGAACACUGACCAUUCCCCAUUCACUAUGAACACUGACCAAUCCCCAUUCACUAUGAACACUGACCAACACCCAUUCACUAUGAACACUGACCAACCCCCAUUCACUAUGAACACUGACCAACCCCCAUUCACUAUGAACACUGACCAAUCCCCAUUCAUUAUGAACACUGACCAACCCCCAUUCACUAUGAACACUGACCAACACCCAUUCACUAUGAACACUGACCAACCCCCAUUCACUAUGAACACUGACCAACCCCCAUUCACUAUGAACACUGACCAAUCCCCAUUCACUAUGAACACUGACCAACACCCAUUCACUAUGAACACUGACCAACCCCCAUUCACUAUGAACACUGACCAACCCCCAUUCACUAUGAACACUGACCAACCCCCAUUCACUAUGAACACUGACCAAUCCCCAUUCACUAUGAACACUGACCAAUCCCCAUUCACUAUGAACACUGACCAACCCCCAUUCACUAUGAACACUGACCAACCCCCAUUCACUAUGAACACUGACCAACCCCCAUUCACUAUGAACACUGACCAACCCCCAUUCACUAUGAACACUGACCAACCCCCAUUCACUAUGAACACUGACCAACCCCCAUUCACUAUGAACACUGACCAACCCCCAUUCACUAUGAACACUGACCAACCCCCAUUCACUAUGAACACUGACCAACCCCCAUUCACUAUGAACACUGACCAACCCCCAUUCAUUAUGAACACUGACCAACCCCCAUUCACUAUGAACACUGACCAACCCCCAUUCACUAUGAACACUGACCAACCCCCAUUCACUAUGAACACUGACCAAUCCCCAUUCACUAUGAACACUGACCAACACCCAUUCACUAUGAACACUGACCAACACCCAUUCACUAUGAACACUGACCAACACCCAUUCACUAUGAACACUGACCAACCCCCAUUCAUUAUGAACACUGACCAACACCCAUUCACUAUGAACACUGACCAACCCCCAUUCACUAUGAACACUGACCAACACCCAUUCACUAUGAACACUGACCAACCCCCAUUCACUAUGAACACUGACCAACCCCCAACCCCCAUUCACUAUGAACACUAGGUGUGCCUAACUAGUGUUAGUGAUGUAGGGUGUGUCAGGACACAGAUCAAUGAGUUAGUGAUGUAGGGCGUGUCAGGACACAGAUCAGUGUGUUAGUGAUGUAGGGCGUGUCAGGACACCGGUCAGUGUGUUAGUGAUGUAGGGCGUGUCAGGACACCGGUCAGUGUGUUAGUGAUGUAAGGCGUGUCAGGACACCGGUCAGUGUGUUAGUGAUGUAGGGCGUGUCAGGACACAGAUCAGUGUGUUAGUGAUGUAGGGUGUGUCAGGACACAGAUCAGUGUGUUAGUGAUGUAGGGCGUGUCAGGACACAGAUCAGUGUGUUAGUGAUGUAAGGCGUGUCAGGACACAGAUCAGUGUGUUAGUGAUGUAAGGCGUGUCAGGACACAGAUCAGUGUGUUAGUGAUGUAGGGCGUGUCAGGACACAGAUCAGUGUGUUAGUGAUGUAAGGCGUGUCAGGACACAGAUCAGUGUGUUAGUGAUGUAAGGCGUGUCAGGACACCGGUCAGUGUGUUAGUGAUGUAAGGCGUGUCAGGACACCGGUCAGUGUGUUAGUGAUGUAAGGCGUGUCAGGACACCGGUCAGUGUGUUAGUGAUGUAAGGCGUGUCAGGACACCGGUCAGUGUGUUAGUGAUGUAAGGCGUGUCAGGACACCGGUCAGUGUGUUAGUGAUGUAAGGCGUGUCAGGACACCGGUCAGUGUGUUAGUGAUGUAAGGCGUGUCAGGACACCGGUCAGUGUGUUAGUGAUGUAAGGCGUGUCAGGACACAGAUCAGUGUGUUAGUGAUGUAAGGCGUGUCAGGACACCGGUCAGUGUGUUAGUGAUGUAAGGCGUGUCAGGACACAGAUCAGUGUGUUAGUGAUGUAAGGCGUGUCAGGACACCGGUCAGUGUGUUAGUGAUGUAAGGCGUGUCAGGACACCGGUCAGUGUGUUAGUGAUGUAAGGCGUGUCAGGACACCGGUCAGUGUGUUAGUGAUGUAAGGCGUGUCAAGACACCGGUCAGUGUGUUAGUGAUGUAAGGCGUGUCAGGACACCGGUCAGUGUGUUAGUGAUGUAAGGCGUGUCAAGACACCGGUCAGUGUGUUAGUGAUGUAAGGCGUGUCAGGACACCGGUCAGUGUGUUAGUGAUGUAAGGCGUGUCAGGACACCGGUCAGUGUGUUAGUGAUGUAAGGCGUGUCAAGACACCGGUCAGUGUGUUAGUGAUGUAAGGCGUGUCAGGACACCGGUCAGUGUGUUAGUGAUGUAAGGCGUGUCAGGACACCGGUCAGUGUGUUAGUGAUGUAAGGCGUGUCAGGACACCGGUCAGUGUGUUAGUGAUGUAAGGCGUGUCAGGACACCGGUCAGUGUGUUAGUGAUGUAAGGCGUGUCAGGACACCGGUCAGUGUGUUAGUGAUGUAAGGCGUGUCAGGACACCGGUCAGUGUGUUAGUGAUGUAAGGCGUGUCAGGACACCGGUCAGUGUGUUAGUGAUGUAAGGCGUGUCAGGACACAGAUCAGUGUGUUAGUGAUGUAAGGCGUGUCAGGACACCGGUCAGUGUGUUAGUGAUGUAAGGCGUGUCAGGACACAGAUCAGUGUGUUAGUGAUGUAAGGCGUGUCAGGACACCGGUCAGUGUGUUAGUGAUGUAAGGCGUGUCAGGACACCGGUCAGUGUGUUAGUGAUGUAAGGCGUGUCAAGACACCGGUCAGUGUGUUAGUGAUGUAAGGCGUGUCAGGACACCGGUCAGUGUGUUAGUGAUGUAAGGCGUGUCAGGACACCGGUCAGUGUGUUAGUGAUGUAAGGCGUGUCAAGACACCGGUCAGUGUGUUAGUGAUGUAAGGCGUGUCAGGACACCGGUCAGUGUGUUAGUGAUGUAAGGCGUGUCAGGACACCGGUCAGUGUGUUAGUGAUGUAAGGCGUGUCAGGACACCGGUCAGUGUGUUAGUGAUGUAAGGCGUGUCAGGACACCGGUCAGUGUGUUAGUGAUGUAAGGCGUGUCAGGACACCGGUCAGUGUGUUAGUGAUGUAAGGCGUGUCAGGACACCGGUCAGUGUGUUAGUGAUGUAAGGCGUGUCAGGACACCGGUCAGUGUGUUAGUGACUAUUGAAAACAAUUCUGCAGUAUCCAUCAUGAUUUCCUGACUUUACGUAUCUUCUGUCUGCUAAUAAUGCAAGCUGACAGCCAUAUAGAUGUUUUGGGUUUUUUAUACGCUCGAUUUACUGAAUUGUUUACUGAAUGUAUUAUUGGAAUGUUUUUAUUGUUCAGGCAAUGCUUUGGUAGGUGCAAAUAUCACGUUAGAUGUUGCCUUUUUAUUUCAACAUGAAGUCGCACAGGGUUUAAAUUAUGUUUUGUAGACAUUUACAUGUUUAUAUUAUCACACAAAUCACACACACGUCUGCAUGAAUAUGACUUAAAACUAAGGACCACUGAAUCAUGAAUAUAAAGAUGGUCAUCUAAAUAGAAGGUCAGUGCAGGCUACUAAGGUAGGCUUGAAACCACGUGGAUUUAGAAUUAAAGGUACUACGCAUGUAUGUGUUUUAUUUUCGAAUUGUAAUUUCACAAAAUGUCCAUAAUAUAUCUGCACCAAUAGUGGAAUGAUAGUGUUUAACAGGAUUACUUAACCGAUAGUGUUGUGAUUGGCUGUGAUAUACAUUUUUUUUGUUUUUCUACCACCAGAGAGGGAAUCUGUUGUAAAAAAAAAAAAAUGGGAAAGUUGUUUUGACUUUGUGGCUGUGUUAUCUAGUAACAUUCCACACAAGUAGGAAUUUCCUGGUUGCAAAUAUUCAACACUGUUGGCUCAAUUUCAAUUUAUGUGAGAAAAUAAGUACUGAAUAGUGAAGGGAAUCAUUGUACCAUCUACAUCACUGUGAACUAUCUUUACAAUAACAAAAAAUUUUUUUUUUUGGAAGCUGGUGGAUCAAAACCGAAAGUUAAAGGCUCAGGCGUCAGUCUCCAUCAUGUUACAGGGAAGUAGAAUGCAGAGAAGGGGGAGAUUUGUUUUGAAUGCAACAUAAAGCUGUUGCAGUUCCCCCACCUUCCACACGGGGGGAGACAUUCAGAAUGUAGCACCUUUUUAAGUUCUUCUUCUUAUAUUUGCAUGAACAGACAAACCACUCAUGUUGUCAGCUUUGGCUCAAGGAUCACGCUACUCUAGCUAUAUUUAACAUAACCUCACAUGCUCUUCAAGGCUACUGCUAUUGUCUGCUUGAGUGCUGCAUUUAAUCACCAUCAAGUACUCAAUACACUGUAGAGUGCAUACCUUGUGUAACUACACGUAACAAAAAAUAAUAGUGCACUAGUUAACUAUGUAUAAUGUGUAUAUAUACUAAUCUACUUCCCACUCCAUACUGGCCUGGUAUUGACUACACUAUCUAGCUAAGUACCUCUCCUUACUGGGCUAAACUAGCUGGCUAGCUGAACUUGGCUAGUUUUAGUCCUCAUUGCCAAACAUCAUAUAUAUACUGCACCCUCAUUUCCUGUACACUUAACCCUUUUUUAAAGCGACUAUUUGUUGAUUAAAUCAGAAUUGAUUAAUACCAGGAAUGAACAAGUUAAUUUACGUACAAAAAUAAUCAUUAUAAAGCAACUGUACAGAGUGCCAAUGGCUACAAUGAAUGGUUAAAUGACUUUCAGGCACGAAGGAUUAACAGAGCUCCUCCUCGCCUUCUCUAUAGCGCUAGUGGUGACCGAGUCCAUGAUUUUUCGAGUCGACUCCUGGUAUCAGAGUCGUUGGAGUCGACUCUCUCUCGACAAUGCUCUAAACCAGGGGUAUUCAAAUCUUACCAUACGAAGUCUGGCGCCUGCUGGUUUUCUGUUCUUCCUGAUAAUUAAUUGCGCCCACCUGGUGUCCCAGGUCUAAAUCAGUCCCUGAUUAAAAAACGCAAUGGAACGGGCUUCGGGGUCCAGAGUUGCGUUUGAGGGCUCUAAAUAAUGCUGUGUAACUGACUGUCUAGAAUUCGAACAAUAUUCUACAUUCUAAAAGUUGGCCCAACAGUCUAAAUAUAUGGCUUUGAGACCGAGACAGUGUUAACCAGGUGGUAUUGCAUUACUAUAUUGAUGGUGGUAGACAGCGGCGGCAGUAGGUGGCGGCGGCAGUAGGCGGCGGCAGUAGGCGGCGGCAGUAGGCGGCAGCGGCAGUAGGUAGAGGCAGUAGGCGGCGGCGGCAGUAGGUAGAGGCAGUAGGCGGCGGCAGGAGUAGGCAGCGGCAGUAGGCAGCGGCAGCAGUAGGCGGCAGGAUACACUUUUUAUAGCCACUUCCUGUUCUGUGGCACAAUUCACCAUUAAUUACUUCUGUUGCUGGUUGACAAUAGUGCUUUAUUUGAUAUGUUGAUAUGUACAGUACUUUCUGUUAGAGGUUACUUAUUUUCUCAGUUUAUAUUAAAUAUGAUUUUAUAUUAGAGCUUUUGUUUACUGUUUGUUUUAUAAUAGUCAUGUUUAUUAUUUUCUUACUUGUAUUUAAAGUAUGUGUUACUUUAUUGUGUUACUGAGGGCAGCACAGUAGUGUAUUUGAUGUGAGAACAGUGCCUGAAGCUAAUAGGAACUACUGUAAACCACUGCUUUAGCAUUCUCUACUGCUGUGAAGGACCUUAUAAAACCAUGAGGGAUUUAUUGGUGUGGACUGUGAACAUUAGUGCAAUUAAAAUCACUGUUCAAAUUGA
Oncorhynchus mykiss (rainbow trout) is the source of this 9313-nucleotide messenger RNA. The record is from RefSeq and is a predicted model, not a curated record. NCBI's taxonomy places the organism in Eukaryota, Metazoa, Chordata, Actinopteri, Salmoniformes, Salmonidae.